This is a messenger RNA of Paramacrobiotus metropolitanus, 2558 nucleotides long. Its product is annotated as neprilysin-11-like. Gene Ontology annotation, molecular function: metalloendopeptidase activity. Lineage: Eukaryota; Metazoa; Tardigrada; Eutardigrada; Parachela; Macrobiotidae. The transcript has 11 exons. Gene Ontology annotation, biological process: protein processing. The coding region runs from base 99 to 2321 and encodes 740 amino acids. Gene Ontology annotation, cellular component: plasma membrane. The record is from RefSeq and is a predicted model, not a curated record.
UGUAAGGCUGACUUUAGGCAGAGAGUGCCGCUGCUUCUGUAGAAGCGUAAUCAGUAUACGAGUACUAUACUCGUAUACUCGGAGUAUAUAACUAUCAUAUGGAUCCAUCUUGGUAUUUCCUAUCGCUGAUUUCAUUACUGCGAGUGUUUGAGUGGUUGCUCAUCGUCCAAAUAGAUCCUGUCAGAGCACUGGAAUCGUAUGCGCCAUCCAGCCAAAAAGCAUGCGAAACACCACAAUGCAGGAAAACUGCCUCGAAAUUUUUGGAUCGUAUAAAUACGUCCGUUGAUCCGUGUGAGGAUUUUUACUUCUACGCCUGUGGAAACUGGUUAAACGCGCAUCCCAUUCCCGACAACGAAACCACCGUUGACGAAUUCUACUACUUGCAAAAAGCCAUUAAAGAAACCGGGCAGCAGCUGCUAAACAACGAAACCAAUCAAAUGUUUCCAUCAGAAGCCAAACUGAAGGAUUUAUACCGGCAGUGCAAAGACGAAGAUCAAACUGCACGCGUUGGCAUCAAGCCACUACUGGACUUUCUCGAUACGCACAUUGGUGGAUGGCCAAUUAUCACUCCCAACUGGAAUGCUUCCCGAUUCGAUAUUUUCAGCGCUCUGGUCUGGUUUUAUUUUACGGGCAGUGAGCCGUUCUUCCACAUGCAAGUAACAAAGGAUCUGGUCGACCCGCUGGUCAAUGUAAUCGUUGUCGAACCAGGCGAUACUUAUGCAGGAGUCGAUAUUUUGACCAAUAACAUCACAGGGAAACUCUAUACAGAAAGCUACCAGCAGCUUUUAUCGAACGUUACCGCACUGCUGUUGCGAGACACGAAUCUAAGCCAAUCCGAAAUUGAUGUCGCCAGUAUAAAAGAAAUUGUGGAUUUUCAACAUUAUCUCGGAAUGGAAAAACUAACAACGGUAGAAUCAAUGAACGAUUCCCUGUUUUUGAACAAAGUGCCGCUAUCCGACUUUGGCGAGAAAUUCUGUCUUAAUUCCUCUAUUCUGCGAAAUAUCCCAAUGUAUAUUGCUGCGUAUUUCACCGAAACAAACGUUACGAAUACAAUCUCCGCAAACAACACCCUGGUUGUUCCAAAUGAGAAAUUCUGGCCGAAACUUAACAUUCGAUUGGCUGAGUGGGAAUCUGGCGGCGAUGCCGGUUUGAAGCAAAUUGCCAACUAUAUCGGAUGGAGCGUAAUAUCCCGUGCGUUAGACUACUUACCGGUAGAUUACCGGUUUGCCUUGGCGGAGUACAACCAGAAGAUAUCUGGCAAAACAGCGCCAGAUAACCCGCCCGCUGGAGAACGCUGCUUAACGGUUGUCACCGGAGCCAUGCCGCUAGCGAUCGGUGCAGUGUAUGUGCGGGACACUCUUCCUAAGCAACUCAAAGAAAAAGCAACAAACAUGGUCAGUGACAUCCAAUAUGGAUUUCGAGAGUUGUUGAGUUCGGCCAGUUGGAUGGACAACGCAACUCGAGAAGCUGCUAUUAAGAAACUUGGGGCGAUGAUUGAUGUAGCGGCGUACCCAGAUAUCUUAAUCAGCAACAUCUUCCUGAUUGAUGCGGAAUAUGCUGACGUCGUCAUUCAUGAAAACUAUGUACAAACCAUGUGGCAAGUUUCUCGAAACGCUAAAUAUCGCGAGCUGCAACGAUAUCCAAGGAACAAUCCACGAUAUGACCCAGUACGAGACACUUUGGACGUCACUUGGGUCAAUUCGUACUAUGAACAAGCCAACAACGUCCUAAAUGUAAACGCCGCCAUCCUGCAGCCACCAUUUUAUGACACCGAGAGUCCCCAGUAUUACAACUACGGCGGUAUUGGAACGGUAAUUGGGCAUGAAACCACCCAUGGAUUCGAUAGCCUCGGGUCUAAUUAUAACGACCAGGGAGCGAGAAAAUCUUGGUGGUCGAACGCGACACGGGCAGCGUUUGACGAGCGAACGCACGGUAUGGUGGCGCAGUACGACAACUACAACAUUGCUGUCGGAAAGGUCAAUGGCCAGCUGACGCUGACAGAAAAUAUCGCUGAUAAUGGUGGAAUCAGAGCGGCUUACAAAGGAUAUCUUCGGCACUUGGACUUGUCAUCGCGGCAAGAGACGUCGAUUGCUGGACUGGAAAAGUAUUCUUUUGAACAGCUGUUCUUCUUGUCGGCUGCCCAGGUCUGGUGUCAAAAUAUACGACCGGAGACUGCUCGGACCAAAUUACUAACGGACGUUCAUUCACCGGCGCAGUGGAGGGUCAACGGCAUGAUGUCGAAUAUGGAGGAGUUCGCUAAAGCUUUCAGUUGUUCUUCCGGUGCAAGAAUGAACCCAGAGAGCAAACGAAUCGUCUGGUAGUCUCUAAAGCCCUGACAUAGAUUACUUUAUAUUGUCUAAUGUCUGGUUGGUUUGCAUUGCAUCUUUGCUUCUUUUCAGCAAAUUGCUGUUUACGCUGCGCCACUCGCAGGGUGGUUUUAAUCCUUAACUUACCGCCAAUCGAUACUGCUUGUACGAUUGCGGUUAGAAAUCUAGCUCGUAUAUUUAUUGGGUCGUAGUAGCAGAGGAUGUUAGAAUGAUAAAGACAGCGCGCAACAA